AUGGCUCAUAGUGUCGGGCUGGAGAAGACCACGAUACAAGAUCUUGACUAUGGGGCUUUUCAGGGGCGUAUUGAAAUGACGAACCUAGAGGGGAAAGUCGCAGAGAUUCGCCUUUCUCGUGUUAAUUGGCAGUCCUAUCUCCAGGGGCAGAUGAUCAAUCAGAAGCAGUUUGAUUUCAUAUCGCAUCUUGAUAACGCCACUACCACAGAAGCUCGGACUCGUGUGGUUAACGAAUUUAAAGGCGAGGUAUGCGAUUUGCUGAUUCUGACGCGUUUCUCAGGUUGCGCACUUGUUUGUCUCAAUUUUGAAUCGCAUUUCCAAGGAGCAGACGCUGCAGAAGAAACAUCUCGUGUUGAGCUGUUUCGGCAGUACUUUGAUUCAAAGUCGGAAAAUAUUUGGAAUCAUUUUUUUAACUUCCUUCAAAGAACUGACCUUAUUUGCGUUUACCAGGUCUCAAAGAUAAUCACCAAGUUCGCCUGCUGGUCCACUCAGCGCAUUGACGAGAAGUCGCUAAUUUACUUCUUUGAUUGGCUUCUGGAAAAACUUCAACAACCCAACAAUGAGUAUCUACAAACAGUGGCUCGUAAUUUGCAGAUGCUUCUUCGUGUUCGCGACUACCGCAGUACUUUUGUGACAAAACAGGGCGUAGACGUGCUCAUCAGGGUACUAUCAAACAAAGAAACUAAUUGCGAACUCUACUACCAGCUCAUAUUCUGCCUCUGGUGUCUCAGUUUUAACGGCGAUUUGGUACAAAUUAUGGUGAAAAAUCCAACUCUUCUGCCUGCUGUUUGCGACGCCUUUUGCGAUGCUGAGCGGGAAAAGGUUCUGCGAAUUUGCAUGGCCUUUCUGCGAUCUGUAUUGGAGAAGUUGGAUGAUCCUGCAUUGAUGCGAGAAUGCUCGCUGCGGAUGGUACAGUGCAAGGCUCUGAAACGGCUAGAACUCCUCUCGCAGAAGGAUCUUAGCCAUGACCCUGAGAUGACUGAGGAUCUCAAGUUUUUGCAGGAGACAUUGAAGGCCAGUGUUCAAGACGUGAGCAGCCUGGAAGAGUACACCACGGAGCUGACUUCGGGUCGGCUGGAGUGGUCACCAGUGCACAAAUCAGAGAAAUUCUGGCGUGAAAAUGCGGUUAAGUUUACAGAAAACAAUUAUGAACUGCUAAAAAUGCUCGUUUACCUGAUGGAGAGCUCUACGGAGACAGUGAUCCUUUCAGUAGCAGCGCAUGACGUGGGUGAAUUUGUGCGCCACUACCCACGAGGCAAACAGGUUAUUGACCAACUUGGUGGAAAGCAGGUAGUGAUGUCCCUACUUCAACAUCAUGACCCCAGUGUGCGCUACAACGCGCUGUUGGCUCUGCAGAAAAUCAUGGUGCACAACUGGGAGUAUUUGGGCAAACAGCUGGAGACCCAGAAGGCAACGUCAGGAGCAUCUUCGACUUCAGUGGCAAAAGUAAAGUAA
This is a messenger RNA of Hydatigera taeniaeformis, 1455 nucleotides long. The record is from the annotation of a GenBank genome assembly. NCBI's taxonomy places the organism in Eukaryota, Metazoa, Platyhelminthes, Cestoda, Cyclophyllidea, Taeniidae.